UUCACAAACAAAACGUAAACAUUUAACGAAUUUGGAAGUCCUACUCUAUUUACUCUAGUAUACUUUCUAGAAUUUAUACUUUCUUUAAUAUGCGGUAUCUUUAGAAAUUUUAAUCUAUUUAUGUACCUCUGACGGUAGUUUCAUGUGUAAAUAAUGCCAAAUUAUUAGUUAUUUGAGGCGGGACAACGAUUUCACGAAAGAAGUCAAAUUCCCCGAAUCCUACAAAACAACGCACAGGACAACAUUAAUCACCAUUGCUUAGCAUCUGGGCAGCUUUUAUCGGUUUAUAUUAGAAUUUUAUAAAAUAAUGAUAACCCUUACACGAAAGAAAAAAGAAUCUAGCAGUACUAUUGUCGACUCUUCCAAACGUAUUUCGAUUCGGGAGUUCCUAUUGGUGAAAGAGGUUCAGGAGCUGGAGCAAAACCUUCCCAGUACGUGCAAAAUAACCUUUCAGGAUCCGAACAUACUGAGUGAUUUCACCUUGGGUAUCACGCCGAACGAGGGUUUUUGGCAAGGCGGGCGGUUCAAGUUCAGUGUUCAUGUUCCCGAGGAGUAUAAUAUGGCGCCGCCUAAAGUGAAAUGCCUCACUAAAUUGUGGCAUCCUAACAUUUCCGUCGAUGGAGAUAUCUGCCUUUCGUUGCUUCGCCUGAAUUCGAUAGAUGGUCUCGGUUGGGCGCCUACACGAAGGUUAAAAGAUGUUAUUUGGGGAUUGAACUCGCUUUUUACAGACCUUCUGAACUUUGACGACCCUUUGAAUAUCGAAGCAGCGGAGCAGUAUUCCAAGGACAAGGAUAAAUUUCAGGCAAAGGUGCGAGAGUAUGUUUCAGCACACGCUCGACGAUAAUCAGAGGACAGGAAUAGUGAACUAUUUACCGGUAUGAGAACUAAAGGAUGAGUGUGGGAUAACAGAUUUCAGAAUGUGGGUUUGCAGAGAAGGAUUUAUUAAAUCCAAAUUAUCUGGACUACUCAUAAAUGAUGGAAAACGGACUUAAAUCACUUUGUAUUAUUAGUCGAAGGUUGGUUGAUUCCGGCUGUUACUUCGCGCUCUUCGCGUUCGGCUCUAUAGCAAUAAUUUAGGGUGUCUAGGAAAGUUAAAAAAUUCAGAGUGGAAUAUGCAUUCUAAAUUUUGUAGAAUUGUUUUGCCUUCAGGUAUGUCAGCAUCAGGUAUAUAACGUAAAAAAUGCUAUUAUAGUGUUUCUCAGACGUAUUAUAAUUAGCACCAUUGCCACUUGAUAGCGAUCUAACUUAAUUUAAAACUAAAUAAUCGAUAAUAUUAGUAUUAAAACACAUUUGAAACAAAAA
Malaya genurostris is the source of this 1302-nucleotide messenger RNA. RefSeq names its product NEDD8-conjugating enzyme UBE2F-like. The record is from RefSeq and is a predicted model, not a curated record. The transcript has 3 exons. Lineage: Eukaryota; Metazoa; Arthropoda; Insecta; Diptera; Culicidae. Bases 308 to 844 code for a protein of 178 amino acids.